Dibothriocephalus latus is the source of this 639-nucleotide messenger RNA. NCBI's taxonomy places the organism in Eukaryota, Metazoa, Platyhelminthes, Cestoda, Diphyllobothriidea, Diphyllobothriidae. The record is from the annotation of a GenBank genome assembly.
AUGUACGAGAAAUUAGAAAAGGGGCAUGCAAAUAGCAGCGAUGGCCUUCGAAUAUUUUCUUUUGAGAAGUCGGCUGGUCUGCAGAUCUUGGAUAAUAUAAGUGUUCGCAAUACAGAUGACGAUAAAAAAGUGGCUUCAAUUGAUCGAAAAAACAUUUCCAAGUUUGCUCUAUCUCCCGAUGCUAAAGUCUUGGUUACUUUUGAAAAUUUUCGGGAGACAAAAGACAAUCCAAACGGGUCUCCCAAUCUUUUUACCUACGACUUGGAGUCUGGCAAAAUACUCGAUUCGCGGAUCCACAUCCCAGCUGAAACAUGGCGUCCGCAAUGGUCUUCGGACAGCAAACUAUGUUUAAGGAUGUUCCAAGGCCAGAUUCAUUUUUACGUUGAUAAUCGCCUGAAUGAAAAGCCGUGCAAAACCCUGACGCUCGCCGGAAUGCGCCAUUGCUCCCUGGCUAAGUCCUCAGUUAAUCGUAAUCUGGCUGUCUACGUUCCCGGUAAAAAGGUACGCUCGUUGACCCUCCCCCUCCCCUCCACGCCCAUCCUCACAUCUCUCACCCACAAUAACCUCGACAUUUGCUCCGGCUGGUUAACUUUUCGGAGCAAAGUCUGUCCAUACCUGUCACUUUCUUGUCCCUCCUAA